Molecule: messenger RNA, 1518 nt
Organism: Synchytrium microbalum
Lineage: Eukaryota; Fungi; Chytridiomycota; Chytridiomycetes; Synchytriales; Synchytriaceae
Exons: 6
Coding region: 1-1518 (505 amino acids)
Biological process (GO): sexual reproduction; regulation of DNA-templated transcription
Cellular component (GO): Ste12p-Dig1p-Dig2p complex; Tec1p-Ste12p-Dig1p complex; nucleus
Molecular function (GO): DNA-binding transcription factor activity
Source: RefSeq, a predicted model, not a curated record
AUGGAAAAUCACAACAGCCAGCUUUUGGCUAGCUUGCAAGGCAGGUACUACGACGCUCUGACCUUGCCGAAUCAAGUACCAUUGCACACCUCUGAAUCAACAGCCAGCAUCUCGUUGGAGACUCCUACUAGUGGAUCUACAGCAGAGAGCAAUCAAGUCGAUACUUCGGUCGCCUCCUUGAAGAACUUCUUAAAGACUGCUAUCCAUUCGCUAAUUGCCAACCAACAAUCUCCAGCUGUUGUACAGCAUCAUCUUGCAGCUGACAAUAUCAUCUCCUGUGUGUUAUGGAAUGGUGAAAAUGGUGACGUCUUUAUCAGUGGUACCGAUGUCUUGAAGAUCGUUGAGUUCUUGCUUGUGAAGCUGGGGCGUCCUAUUCGUGAAGGUCAUUUGAAAAAGUGGGAAGAAGGGCUUUUCUCAGACUUGAGACAACUCAAAGUACCUACUGGUUGUAGUCUAGAGCAGCCUAGGUCUCGUUUGUUGCAAUAUUUAUUCCAGGCAGGCGCAAUAAGGACGCAAAAGAAACAGAAGGUCUUCAAGCUCCAAGCCGUGAAAAUCGAAAAACUUUUCUUGGAGGCCCUUCGUCGUGACUUGAAACGCGUUGAAAUGGGUCAACCAAGCACUACUGAAGUCAAGAAUGAAUCUACUACCGAAGCAAUCAAGAGAGCUCACGCUUUAUUGGCCAUCUCUCCACCGAGUCACGAAGAAGCUCUCCUCGUGGUUCGCACACCAGGUAUAGUAGACUCUCCAGCACAACCUACACCAUCAAAGAAGCAAAGCAACAAACGUCUACGUAAGUCUCACAAGACUCGCAAAAGUCGUGACGUGGACUCCGAUGAGUCUGAUAACGGAGGUUGGGAUAGUGAGGAUUCUGAAGACGUGGAGUCUUCUGAUGAAGAGUCGUUUGAUUGUAACAAUACUGGUUGUACCAAGUCUUUCUCGUCUGCUCAUGAGCUUCGAAAACACGUAAACAGAAAACAUAGCAAUGAAUCCAAGGACCGUGAAAACUCGUCAAACUACCAGACAUCUCCCUCCUUUGAGAUUUCUGGUCUCUUUGGUAGUCCCAUGGCUCCCCUCUCCACCAUAAUUCCAACGUCCAUGAUGCAAGGUGGCCCAUCAACAUACACCAUGUUCACUCCAUCCCAUCAAGGCAACAACAUGGUCUUCCCCCCACCAAUAUCAACAUAUAGCAACGGCCUACCAUUCUCCUUCAACCCGUUUGCCUUCACCAGUGAAUCAACAUUUGAUGCCACACCUUUCCUAUCUGUACAACACGGCAACGAAUUCUUGGCUCUUCCUCGUCGUGUAAGUGACGUACUGUCAUUCCCGAGACGCGAAAGUAUCAUGUCUCGUCGUCAAAGCUAUGGUGGUGGUGGGUUACUUCAUGAUGGGUCCAUGUUGUUGAGUCCGUCUCACAACUUGGAGCCCUUCCAUGAUUUCUUGCUUGAAGAGUACAUUGCAGGUGAUGAUUUUAUCAUUAGCCCGAAACGUCACUCUGCUCACUUCUGCAGGCCUUCUUAA